Messenger RNA from Phycomyces blakesleeanus NRRL 1555(-), 1069 nucleotides. RefSeq lists its product as hypothetical. Lineage: Eukaryota; Fungi; Mucoromycota; Mucoromycetes; Mucorales; Phycomycetaceae. Gene Ontology annotation, cellular component: plasma membrane. Gene Ontology annotation, biological process: Ras protein signal transduction; positive regulation of GTPase activity. Gene Ontology annotation, molecular function: guanyl-nucleotide exchange factor activity. The transcript has 5 exons. The record is from RefSeq and is a predicted model, not a curated record. The coding region runs from base 37 to 810 and encodes 257 amino acids.
GUAGAAAACAACUGGGGCUACCGCUCUUUUAUCCUGAUGUACCGAUCAGAGCAUAUGGCUCAACAGUUGUGUUUGAUUGAAAAGACGGUGUUGUUGGAUGUAAAUUGGGAGGAGAUGGAAGAAGAUUUGUUUGGACGGCAGAACAACGAUAUAAAUUACACACGCCGGACGCGUCAAAUUCAGCUGACACGCAAGGAUCACGGUGGUGUCGAGCAGGUUAUCAAACGGUUCAAUGCGGUCUGUCUUUGGGUGGCUAGUGAGAUUGUACGGACGCGUCAGAUCGAUGAACGCGUGCGGGUUAUUGAGAAGUUUAUCCGCCUAGCUCAAAAAUGCAAACUGUUCUGCAACUUUGCUACGCUCGUGCAGAUUCUUUUGGGACUUCAAUCUCCUUCUGUAUCUCGCCUUCGAAAAACAUGGUCGCGGGUUGGUACGUCUGAGAUGAAACUCCUAGACCAGCUCUCGGCUUUUACGUCCCCUAUGAGGAAUUGGAAAUCCAUCAGAGAUAGUAUGAUGAUGAUAAAGUUGCCGUUUGGUGGUUGCAUUCCGUUCCUGGGGAUUUACUUGUCUGAUCUCAUCUAUCAGGCCAAUACUCAGAACACGCCCAUUUCUCCUGUAUUGAAACAAUCGCUGGUCAAUUUCAGGAAGCACAGAAUUAUUGCUACUGUGAUCAAGCGAGUGCUUACGUUUCAGAAUCUGGCGCGUCGAUAUUCGUUCGAGACCCGUGAGGCAUUGAAUGAUCUUUGUUUCCAAGUCGAUGCCUUGACAACCGAGAAGAUUCGAGAACUGAGCCUUGAGAUCGAACCAGCCUAAUUACUUUCUAUUAUACACGUUUACACUUAUUCACUAAUUAGAUAUAUACAUACACAUACACAUACACAUACACAUACACAUACACAUACACAUAAUCAUAAUCAUAAUCAUAAUCAUAAUCAUACUCAUACUCAUACUCAUACUCAUAUACAUAUACAUAUACAUAUACAUAUACAUAUACUUAUUACUUAUUACUUAUUACUUAUUACUUAUAUAAUUUUUUAUACAUUAAAAAAGGGCUGUUUUUUUUAUUACAUUG